UGUUUUCGAAUUCAUUCGAUUGUUAAGACAGCACAGCACAGCGCGGCAGUUCAAAACGGAUUUGAAUUUAAUUUUCGCUAGAAAUUAAAAAAACUUCCUCCUUUUUUUCAAUUCAAAAAAUGGCUUUCCGUUUCACUCAAUUCUUGGCCAUCGGCUGUAUUUUCUUGGUUGCCGUCAAUGCUGCCGCCAUUGACAACAGUGUGGCCGAGCCACGCAUUGCCUCGUCGGAGGAUUUGAUCAGCAACAUUGUGGACAAUUGCUUCAACGAAAAUGGCAUGCACUGCCUGAAGGAGAAGGUCUUGACCUAUUUGGAUGAUGUGGCCGGUGUUGAGGAGGAAGUCAGUGGUCGGGCUCUGAGCGAUGAUGUCAUGGAUAAGGCAAUUACCGAUCGUGUGGCCCGCAUUUUGAACACCAACGAAAUCCGUGUACAAUUGCCCCAGACAUUGUUCGACAGCUCUGUUAUCACCUAUCGUGCUGAUCGCGGUUUCGAUUUGGAAGUUGCCCAAACUGAUGCCCGCAGCCACAAGAAGAAGAACAAGUUGAACACCAGCCUUUUGUUGUUGGUCACCAUCAAGGCCAUCGUCAUGCCCAUCCUCAUGGUCUUGAUCAAAUUGAAGGCCAUCAAGGCUUUGAUUUUGUCCAAAUUGGCCAUUAAAUUGGUUUUGGGUUUCGUCCUCUACAACCUGUUCACCAAGUUGAGCGGUGCCAAGAUGACCAUGAUGCCCAUGUCUGCCGCCUCCACCGCCUACGAUCGCAGCAGCAAUGCCGAUGCCCAGUACUUGGCCUACAAUGCCUACUAAGAGGGUUAUGCUAGCUUAGACACAAUUUUGGACCCACAACCACCAUCACCAACCACAAAUGGAAGCUGCUAAGUUUUAGUUUUGAAAUCUCAAAAGAAAGGGGUGCAUCCUCGAGCAUUUCAAAAGGCUUAUGUAGUUAAGUAGUUUAAUUAAAUUAUUAUUAUUUAUAAUUUAUUUUUAUGCAACAAAAACAAAAAAAAAAAAAACAAGUUCCAUCGACCAUAGAGAGCUGGAACUGCAAGGCCCUCUUCCCCCUUUUCAUUCUGUCAACUUUUUUCUGUUUUCUACAACUUUCCCUCUUUCGAUUUCACUUCCAACUAUUUCCGCUCACCUCACCUCAACGAACAAUGAAAUGUCAUUCCAAAGAAGUUCUUAAGUUAAUAAUAAUAAUAAUAUUUAUUUAAUUUAUUUAAAAAAAAAGUAAAAAUGCAAAUUACAAGAAAAAAUG
Musca domestica (house fly) is the source of this 1248-nucleotide messenger RNA. RefSeq lists its product as uncharacterized. The record is from RefSeq and is a predicted model, not a curated record. The coding region runs from base 120 to 800 and encodes 226 amino acids. The transcript is spliced from 2 exons. Lineage: Eukaryota; Metazoa; Arthropoda; Insecta; Diptera; Muscidae.